Molecule: messenger RNA, 1789 nt
Organism: Lampris incognitus (smalleye Pacific opah)
Lineage: Eukaryota; Metazoa; Chordata; Actinopteri; Lampriformes; Lampridae
Gene: eeig2b
Product: family with sequence similarity 102 member Bb
Exons: 11
Coding region: 39-1175 (378 amino acids)
Source: RefSeq, a predicted model, not a curated record
UGGAAGGGACGUCCCAGAUCUGUCGGUGUAAGCCGUUUAUGGAUUUCGUGAUGAUGAAGAAGAAGAAAUUCAAGUUCAAGGUGGACUUCGAGCUGGACGAGCUGUCGUCGGUGCCCUUCGUUAACGGCGUGCUUUUCUGUAAAGUCCGACUCCUUGACGGCGGAUUCUCCGAGGAGUCGUCUCGGGAGCCAGUGCAGGCCAACUGUGUUCGCUGGAGGAAGCGGUUCUCCUUCCCGUGUAAGAUGAGUGCCAGCGCGGGGACCGGCGUCUUGGACCCGUGUGUGUGUCGAGUGUCUGUCAGAAAGGAGCUGAAGGGUGGGAAGGCAUACGCAAAGCUUGGUUUUGCAGACCUGAAUCUGGCAGAGUUUGCUGGCUCAGGGAAUACAACCCGCAGAUGUCUGCUAGAGGGCUACGAUACCAAAAACACCCGACAAGAUAACUCUAUUCUAAAGGUGAUCAUCAGUACGCAGCUCAUGUCAGGGGACCCCUGUUUUAAAACACCUCCUUCUACAGCCACUGUGAUAGGGGUCCAGGGAGACGGAGAGAGCCUGCUGGAAGAGAGGAAGGGAGGAGACCCACAGAAAGCCUGCCCUGAGAGCCGAGAAGGGAAAUGCACCUCAGUUCCUGAUGAUCUGGGAGGCUGUGGCCACUCCCGAACUUCCAGCUAUGCCAGCCAACAGUCCAAACUCUCAGGCUACAGCACAGGUCACUCCCGUUCCUCCAGCCUGUCGGAAUCCACUCACCGCAGGAACCACUCGGUGGGCAGCGCCUCUACCGGCAUCGGCAGCCUCCCGGAGCCCAGUGAGGACAAAGACAGGGACAGCAGGCCAUGCCCUGUCCUGCCAGAACACCCCCUCCCUGCCGCCAUCGGCAGUCCAGCCGGCACUCCAGUCCACAGCGCCUCGUCCUGCGAACGACUCAACAGACACCCAGUAAAGCAGGACUCCAUGGAAUCGCAACUAAAGAGAAUGGAUGACACACGGGUGGAUGCUGACGAUGUUGUGGAGAAGAUCCUCCAGAGUCAAGACUUUACACCCAACCUAAUGGACUCCAGUGCUGAGGAGGAAGGCUUGCGUUUAUUUGUCGGCCCUGGGGGAAGCACGGCCCUCGGAAGCCAUCACCUGCCCACCAGGGUCGGUGCCGGGGCAUAUGAGCAGGUGGUUAUGAAGCGUUAGAACCGCAGCUCCCUGGAGUCAGAAUGACAACGCUGAAGUCUGGAAACCAGAAAACCCAACUGUGUUCAUAUCGACCUUUUUUGAGCCGCAUGCAUAUCGGAUCAGCACCCUGUCUGACUUAAGACUAUAGACGACUCAACAGUGACCCCAUGUGUUCAUCCAGACUAUGUGCUCUGUAGCUCCCGGAGAGGUGGACAAAUAGCUGACCCAGACAGGACUUGGGUUUCAAACACAUUAUUUGUGGCAUUAACUCGUUAUGAUUGAAAUGCGUCGACCACAAUGUUGCUGCACGGGCACGCCCCUCACCUCUGGGUCCCUGUGGCAGUACCGUCCACCUCUCCCUUUUCUUUUAUCCUAUCGAUUAGCCUGGGCUUUAUUUUCAGGUCUAGUUUUUCUGUUUGAGGCUGGACAAGAAACACACAUCUUUCCUGGGUUACUGAUGAUGAGGAGGUGGGGGUUCAGAGAGAACCUAAAACAUAAGCUGAGGAGGAGUACGCUACACUUUUUCCAACACAUUCCUUAGGCAUCGUUUCCUGUCCCGCGGUGACGUCGUCCUGUUUUGGACAGCCUUUUUAAAACGCUAUAUUUUAAGCUCACCAAUAAGCUGCUAAUAA